Molecule: messenger RNA, 1205 nt
Organism: Pichia membranifaciens NRRL Y-2026
Lineage: Eukaryota; Fungi; Ascomycota; Pichiomycetes; Pichiales; Pichiaceae
Exons: 1
Coding region: 92-712 (206 amino acids)
Biological process (GO): protein secretion; regulation of exocytosis; protein localization to plasma membrane
Cellular component (GO): endosome; plasma membrane
Molecular function (GO): GTPase activity; GTP binding
Source: RefSeq, a predicted model, not a curated record
CAGGAGGAAGGCUCCGUGGGUUGGACUAUUGCAGGGGUUAGAGAAGAGCCGGACAAAAGCUGAUUGGACCGCAGAAGCAAUAUAAGUGAAGAUGUCUGCUAACAAGGGUAAAGCGUUCGAUAAGUCGAUGAAAUUGUUGAUGGUCGGGGAUUCGGGGGUCGGGAAGUCGUGUUUGUUGCUCAGGUUCGUGGAGGACAAGUUCAAUCCGUCGUUCAUCACCACGAUCGGGAUCGACUUCAAGAUUAAGACCAUCGACUUCAACAACACAAAGAUCAAGUUGCAGAUAUGGGAUACUGCGGGCCAGGAAAGAUUCAGAACGAUCACGACAGCAUACUACAGAGGUGCGAUGGGGAUCAUCAUAGUCUACGACGUGUGUGACCAGAACUCGUUCGACCGGGUCGAGACGUGGUACAAGACGGUGCAGCAGCACGCGAAGGAGGACGCCCAGGUGAUCAUUGUUGGAAACAAGUGCGACGAGGAGGACUCGAGGGUUGUUUCCACACAGCAGGGUGAGCAGUUGGCACAGAGUCUCGGUGUGCCUUUCAUCGAGGCGAGUGCCAAGACGGGUCUCAACGUGUCGGACGUCUUCUACAAGCUCUCGGAGCUCAUUUUGGAGAAGAGCGGCGACGAUUUCCAACAACCUCAGGCCGAGGACAGCGUCGACGUCAGCAAGGGGGCCUCGAACUCCCAGUCUUCCUCGAAUUGUUGUUAGUUGACUGGAAGAACACGAGCCGGUUCAAUUCGCCAUUUCUCUUUCCACGUGCAUAUGCGUCUGUCUGUGCAUCUGUGUAUGGAUGCAUGCAGUUACGUAACUUGUCUCUUAUCUGUGUCUAUUUGUAUUUUUUUUCGAACUUAAAUCCAUCCUUUCAAGCAUUAUGCAGUUGCACCACUGUCGUUGUCCUCUCUAGCGCAAGGACGGGAGUGACGUCGUGAUCACUACAACAAUUACGGCUACGGGCACGGUACGAGAUGUAUGCAAUAUGGUUGUUUCCCAAACGAUCACAGUCCACAAGGAACGUUCGCAGAGAAUAGGAAUAUAUCGCCUUGUACAAAGUGUCCAAACCUACCAGCAACGAACUCGAUUGCCAAGAUCUUCCCAGUGGGAAGACCGUGAUUGACAAGAAUUCAAAUUGCCAGCCCUCCCCGAAGGGAGGAACCGAUAAGCACACCAUGACAAUCUAUUUACAACCCCUCGAUCGAGCAUU